GACAGGUGAAAACAUUAAGUCAAACUUCGAGUUCGAAGACUGAGCUAACAAGUUAAAUAAAUGGACUAAUGGACACAUUGAACGAAUGACACGGCACAGGUUGUGGAUGGAACAUCUCACUGUCAUCAUAUUGCAAUGGAGGAAUCUGAAGAAAGAAUUGCCAUGGUAACAGCAACACCCAGUGACGAUGAUAAUCAGAUGAAGCAUGAUCCUCACAAGAUUGUUCUUUGCUUGCCUUGCAAUCUCUGGUUUGAUGAUGUUUUGAAGUUCAUCGGCCACCACUCGCAACAUGAAGUCCAGACAGAGGUACAAUGUCUUCUUUGCAAACAGUCUUUUACAACAAAAAUCCUCCUGACAGAUCACUAUGAAAACUUCCACAACCUUGAAGCACUUGCAGCAACUGCUGCGCUACUAGAAGGUCCAGACAGGGACCAGAAAACACACGUUGAUCACUCAUACUCCAGGGCCAAAAAUGGAGACCAGGGAGAGGCAGACGUUGAUCCACAUGAUGAGGAAGAAGGCUCAUGCAGGAAAGGAGGAUCUGGAGAGAAGAAAAUAGAAAUAGGUGAAGGAGAGGAGGAUACAGAAAUUCAUGAAGGAAGAGAAGAAAAGGCACACAUUGUUGGAGGAGCAGAGAAGGAAGUGAUUGUUGGAGUGGAGAAGGAGACAGAAAUAGUUGAAGCAGGAGAGGGCAUUUUGAGUGAUGCUAUCAUCGGUACCGAGGCAGUGAUCAAAAGAACUAGUGAGGAACAGGAUCAGGAUGCUGAAGGAUGCAUAAAAGCCGAGGUCGAAUCAAGAAAUGAAAAAGUCAUGGAAGCGGAAGAGGUGUCUUUCGGUGCUGAGAUAGGAGUCAUGGACAGUAUUGACAAGGAUAAGAAUGAAAGUGAAUUGGAGGAAAGCGGCUCUCAGAGUCCUUGCAGGGAUGAUGGGUUGUCCAACAUUCCAAAUUCUAGGGGUCAUAUAGAGGAAUUGGAAGAAGAGAUGGAUGUAGAGGAAGAGUCUGAUGGACAGAAUAGAGAGGUAACAGAGGACACUCUUGAAGAAAGGCUCAGUCCUUUUGAGGAGUUACAGGGUGGUAGCACUGCUCUAGAUUCUAUACACUCUGAUCAUCUGGAUGAAAAUGACGAUAGCAAUACUUUCAUGGAGCAAAUACACCUCGAGACAGGAGAUGAUUUCGAAGGCAGUUUCAGUGAUGUUGAUGAUGAUCAUGAAGAAGAGACUCCACAUUCGGAAGAGGACAUAGCUGAGAUGAUGCCAGAAUACGAGGAAGGAGACUUCCGUUUCAUAUCUGGACUCAGGCACCGACAGAUUCAUAUCGCUAACUCUAAUCUGGUAACAGACAUCGGUAUGCAGGUCUUCAUAUGCCUUCAUUGUGAUUUCCUAGACAGUGAAGCUGGACUUGUGAAUCAUAUGCAAAGGACACAUAAGGAAGUCCUGGAACUGGAGAGUGCAAUGCUAGAGUUUUCAAGGGAAGUGCCGGCUGAUAGGGUCUUCCCAGAAAAUGUAACAGGAGAAGAAGUUAUGAUGUUGUCCGAGUACCACAGGAGAAAUCUUGAGCAAAAGCAUGUGUCGGGUGGAAGUAGGAAAAGAACUGCCAGGACUGAUGGUGUACGAGAGAAAAGGCACCUUGGGUGUAUCAGUAAUGGGGAGACAUUGGAAAAGAAGAAGAGAUAUGUUGAGAAUCGGGUGCCAUGUUUAUGUCCGGAGUGUGGUAAAGUCCUGUGUAGGAAAAGUGCCUUGAGGACACAUAUCCUCGGAGUCCACAGCCGCUCCAGGAAUCACCUGUGCGAGGUGUGUGGGAAAGCAUUUCGGGCUUCCUACCAUCUCAGCCAGCAUCGGAAAUCCCACCGGACGAAAACCUUCAGCUGCGAUCUCUGUGACUUCACGUCUGAUGUCCGCAUGGAUAUCUUCGAUCACCAACAGUUGCACCCGAACAAGUUUAUCCUUUGCCAUGUUUGUGGAACAGUACUCAAAAGCAAGACUGCCCUCAAGCGCCACAUGAUGGUACAUUCUGAGACCCGGCCUUUUGCUUGUACCGUUGAGGGCUGCACGUGGCGUUUUACAAGCGAGGCUCUGUGCAAGGGACACAUCGAGUCGCAUAACUCCCCAGGGGAAUUCAUCUGCUUGGAGUGCAAACGCCGCUUUCGCAAGCGGCAUCACAUUCGUCGCCACCUGAAGAUGGUUCAUGGAAAAGUAUCAAAUAGCGAUGCUGAUAAGUUUGUUGCGGUGGAUGCAAAGGUCGUGCCUUCAGCGGAACAGUUCGGUCAGAUCCCGGUAACGCAGCUCAGCAAACAGCAUAUUGUGAUAACCACGGAUGAGCACGGUACUCCUAUCUUCUGUGAUCAAAAUGAGGAGCUUGUGUUUGAUUCGAAGACAUCUUCUCUACUGCAAGUUACUGUUAAACAUUCUGAUGGAAUAUGAUGCUUUCUGUGACACACCGAAUUGGACAACAUCUUAAAUGAACAGCAUCAUCUAUAGUUACUCAAUAAUGACUGGGAUAUACCUCUAUGUGCAAUAAGAUCUGAUACAGAGUGUUAUAAUGAUUAAGUUACCCUCCCAGAAACAGGUGACACAGAAUGAUUUAUACCGGUACCUAUGGCAAGUUCAGGGUAUUUGGUCAUUUGCUAUCCUAUGUUAUGCUACCAAGAAUGAUGGAAUCCACAAAACAUUUGACAUCAGUGUCAUUUUUCUUAAUGUAUUCUUUUAGGUUAUUGGUACACUUUAAAUGAAAAUGCAAAUAACCUUCAAAUUACAUCUCAUGGAGAGAAUUGUUCAGCACAUGUGUUCCUUGAUUGUCUACCUAUCGUUAAAUAGAUUUGAUACUUUAAAUGGUUUUAGCAGUGGAAAUGUUAGACAUACAUGUACCUUUGAAUUUCAUAGGGUAUAUUGUCUCUUGAGAGCCAGAAGAGAUUAACUCAUAUCCUUUGACGUUAAUGCCCUUCUGGCUCCAAACAGAUGGUAUGAUGCAUCUGUAUUUUAAUAGUCUAUGCUGCUUUAUAUGAUUACUCAGGGAAAGAUUCUAAAAUUGCCCAACAGAGU
Strongylocentrotus purpuratus (purple sea urchin) is the source of this 3039-nucleotide messenger RNA. Its product is annotated as zinc finger protein 551. NCBI's taxonomy places the organism in Eukaryota, Metazoa, Echinodermata, Echinoidea, Camarodonta, Strongylocentrotidae. Gene Ontology annotation, biological process: regulation of transcription by RNA polymerase II. The record is from RefSeq and is a predicted model, not a curated record. Gene Ontology annotation, molecular function: RNA polymerase II cis-regulatory region sequence-specific DNA binding; DNA-binding transcription factor activity. The transcript has 3 exons. The coding region runs from base 136 to 2421 and encodes 761 amino acids.